Molecule: messenger RNA, 1295 nt
Organism: Trichechus manatus latirostris (Florida manatee)
Lineage: Eukaryota; Metazoa; Chordata; Mammalia; Sirenia; Trichechidae
Gene: PAQR7
Product: progestin and adipoQ receptor family member 7
Exons: 1
Coding region: 149-1195 (348 amino acids)
Biological process (GO): response to steroid hormone
Cellular component (GO): plasma membrane
Molecular function (GO): nuclear steroid receptor activity; steroid binding
Source: RefSeq, a predicted model, not a curated record
CUUAGACUCAGUGCAGUGAUAAGGGGAUGGGGGGAGGAAGCAGGACCUGGCAUCAAAGCCUUCCCAGCUGCUGCUCCUAGGGCGAGGACACCAGGACACUGACUAUGCUCUGGCCUCUCUCCCCAGCUCCCUGUCUGGGCCCACAGCCAUGGCCACGGUAGCGGCUCAGAAGUUCAGCCAUCUCCUGCCUAGCUUGCGGCACGUUCGCCAGGAGUCUCAGCCAUCUAUGCAGCCAGAGCCUGUCUUCACGGUGGACCGAGCCAAGGUGCCGCCCCUCUUUUGGAAGCCAUACAUCUAUGUGGGCUACCGGCCGCUGCACCAGACCUGGCGCUUCUACUUCUGCACUCUGUUCCAGCAGCACAACGAAGCGGUGAACGUGUGGACCCACCUGCUGGCGGCCCUGGUGAUGCUGCUGCGGCUGGCCAUCUUUGUGGGUACCGUGGACUUCUGGGGAGACCCGCAUGCCCUGCCGCUCUUCAUCAUCGCCUUUGCCUCCUUCACCUACCUCUCCCUCAGUGCCUUGGCUCACCUCCUGAACGCCAAAUCUGAGUUCUGGCAUUACAGCUUCUUCUUCCUGGACUACGUGGGUGUGGCCAUGUACCAGUUUGGCAGUGCCUUGGCUCACUUCUACUACGCCAUCGAGCCCGCCUGGCAUGCCCAGGUGCAGGCCAUUUUCCUGCCCAUGGCUGCCCUUCUCGCCUGGCUUUCCUGCACUGGUUCCUGCUACAACAAAUACAGCCAGAAUCCGGGACUGCUGGGCCGCACUUGCCAGGAGGUGCCCUCGGCGCUGGCCUACGCACUGGACAUCAGCCCUGUGGUGCACCGCAUCUUGGUGUCCCCUGAUCCUGCCUUGGACGACCCUGCUCUUCUCUACCACAAGUGCCAGGUGGUCUUCUUCCUGCUGGCUGCCGCUUUCUUCUCGGCCUGCAUACCUGAGCGCUGGUUCCCAGGCAGCUGCCACAUAUUUGGGCAGGGCCACCAACUCUUCCACGUCUUCUUGGUGAUGUGCACAUUGUCUCAGCUGGAGGCCGUGGCGCUGGACUAUGAGGCCCGGCGGCCCAUCUAUGAGCACCUGCACACCCGCUGGCCCCACAACUUCUCCGGCCUCUUCCUGCUCACUGUCGGCAGCAGUGUCCUCACCGCGUUCCUCCUGAGCCAGCUGGUGCGCCACAAACUCGAGCAGAAGGCCAAGUGAAGGGGGGUGGCAGCUGCUAGGGAGGGAGGUGUAGGGGCUCAGGGGUCCGAACUUGGCUCCAGACGGGAACAAGGACUGGUAAAGUCAUUUGUGUCUGGCC